AUGAAGUCUUAUCAUUUUCCAUCUACCCUCGACCCAGCUCUUGCGGCUAAGCUUAGUUGGGAGACCAUACGUGAGGGGUCAAAGAAUGCAGUGGAUCCUGAAAGCGAUGUCGGACCCCUGAUCGAGCCUCCCAUCAAGAAAUACAUGCAAGAUUCCAAGCCGUCACCUAAUAAGACAGCAAGGAUAUCCUGUCUUCGCUGGUGGCUACCCGAGAUAUUUGCCUCGUUACUUUCUGUGACCUCCUUGGCCUCUCUAGCCAUCUUCGUGCGUCAGUAUCAUGGUAGAAGCCUGCAAGAACUCAAAGUCGAUUUACCUAGUUGGCUCACACUCAAUACCCUCAUCGCUACACUUUCGGCACUUACUAGAGUUGCACUCAUGGUUCCCAUUGAGUCCGCUAUGAGCCAGAAAGUAUGGCUUUGGCUAUCUGAAAGCAGGAGUGCUUCAAAGCGCCGUGGUCAGCUGCGUGAUCUGGAAUUAUCGGAUGCAGCCUCGCGUGGCUCUUGGGGAAGCUUACUUUUGCUUUUAAAAGCCGAAAAAAGGCGCUUGCGAAGGUUGGGAUGA
Messenger RNA from Letharia columbiana, 561 nucleotides. RefSeq lists its product as uncharacterized. Bases 1 to 561 code for a protein of 186 amino acids. Lineage: Eukaryota; Fungi; Ascomycota; Lecanoromycetes; Lecanorales; Parmeliaceae. The record is from RefSeq and is a predicted model, not a curated record. The transcript has a single exon.